Messenger RNA from Melanaphis sacchari, 2192 nucleotides. RefSeq lists its product as uncharacterized. The coding region runs from base 432 to 1592 and encodes 386 amino acids. NCBI's taxonomy places the organism in Eukaryota, Metazoa, Arthropoda, Insecta, Hemiptera, Aphididae. The transcript is spliced from 4 exons. The record is from RefSeq and is a predicted model, not a curated record.
UGACAUCCGAACGGUCAACGGACGAGGUUCAACUUCGGCAAUCCUGUUCGACGUGUUUACGUCGUAACCAUAUUUCGGAAUAAUAAUCAUUAUUCAUCCACCGUGGUAUAACGGUAUACGAUACAUAAAACACAACCGGGUGAGAAUUCUGCGCGACGAUCGACAUCAAUAGACGCGUUACUAACAGGUACAUACCUAAUGUACCGUGACGUGUGCGCUGACAAACCAACUUCUGACGUUUGUAUGCGUCGAAACUCGAUCGACUUAAUAAUAUCAAACAUUACAGACGAAAAAUAUGUACAUACCAAUCAUACGUAAAAACUACAUCCAUGACCAACGAUUGUCAUAAAACAAUUUUUAACACCGGUUUAUUUUGAAACAUUUUAAUAGAUAGUGUGCAUCGUUUUUGAAACAGCUAGACGCUUUUAAAGAUGCGUAAUAGCCACAACUGCGUGAGGGCUGCGAUCAUGGUGACGAGCAACCGCCGAACGAUGCGUUCACUGGCUGUACUGAUGUUCCUUGUAGCGUCGGCCACGGGUCAGCAGUCCAUGUCGUUUCCGGACGGCGAGGUUGGCGGCAGCGGCAUCGCGGAUAACGGGACGACGUCGGGCGGCGCAGGCUCCGGAAACAGGAGCGGUAAGAACCUAUUCAACUGGUUGGGAAGUUUCUCGGACGAGGGCGCCGAUCCGUACUUGUCGUCGGCCAACGGCGCAUGUUUGCAAGGCGACAUGGCGGAGUGUUUCAAGGCCCGUGCCCUGUCCGGUCUGGGUGACUUCUUUGUCCGGGACUCGUACCGGCUCAAUGAGAACGUGCGGGUGGUGCGCCUACGUGACGAAGACGACGACGGUGGCCGGCAUGCGUCCAGGGCGUUCGAGUUCUCGACGGAUCAGCGGCCGGAGGAUACUGAGUGGGAUAAGCUGGUGAAAUUCGCCACGCGCAAAGCCGAACGAUUCCUGCGGUCGGCCGCCGUCGAGGUGCACGUUCCCGACGAGCUGACUGAGGGUGGACGGUAUUCGCCCAGGUUCAUCGACGAGAUAUCCUCCGAGCUGGACACUCUUGAAGACAAAAAGGCCAGCGUCAUUACCAAGAAAAAGGUUAAGAAAUUGCUGAUCCCGUUGCUAAUUGUGCUCAAGCUGUUCAAGUUAAAGCUUCUCCUUUUCCUGCCGCUCAUCCUGGGUUUGGCGUCAUUCAAGAAGGUGCUCGGCUUCCUGGCAUUGGUCGUGCCCGGCCUCAUUGGAUUCUUUAAGCUGUGCAAGCCCGAUCUCCAGCAUAACUAUGGUACGUUUGGACACAGCAGCUACUAUCACAGGCCGUCCAACGGAGGUGGACCUCUGCCUCAGACUGGACCCGUGUACUCGCCAUUCCGUGAACACCAAGAAUCACAAUACCAUCGCGAACAACCACAGUACUUCCGUGAACAUCCGGUAGAUCCUCAACAGUAUCUAUAUGAGUCAGCUGACGCGCAGCCAUACAAUAGCCGGCCAGCUCGAAACCAGCAGGAUGUCAAGGUACCGUCUACCGGUUCGGUCGCGUUCAAGGACGAAGCCAACGACAUGGCGUACAACGGUUACAACAGGCAACAGCGGCGAUAAAACCAUAAAAUAAUUUAUAUCCAUGGCUACAAUAGAGACUUUACCGUCCCUGUUAUCGUAAGAUAACGAUGUACAUAGAUUGUUCAAUCUUCAUAAACCCUGUGGUCCCUAUUGCGUAUCCCUUUUGUGUCCGCCGACUUGUCUUUCUGUGCCUAUGUUUAGCAUGAAUAUAUCUACAAAUAUUAUCGUCCAUUACAAUAUAUUAUAAAAAUAUUAUAUUGUAUAACAUCUUAACAUCAUGAUUUAAUACAUUUCCAAUGAACCAUUUCGACCUGUCGGAAAAUCUCAUAUUUUGGAACAAUUUUAUCAUUCGACUGAAAUCUUCGGCUGUUUGUUGGCGAUAAACGUCGUGAUGGUUCGUUCUGUUCAGAUGCGUAAAAAGCAGUGGGUUAUUUUAAUACAGUAUUCGUAGUUCCUCGUAAUCAUGGCCACAGGAAUCACUGAUUGUUGUGACAACGAUAUAUUAUAAACUUAAGACCUUAAUUCGUAUUAUUAUUUUUUUUAUAUAUUUUCGUGAAGCGUAAAAACUGUGUGCGAUAUUUUGUAUAAUUUAACAUGAUUUUGUAUUUUACUGUAAAUAUAUAUAUAUAUAUUUUUUUA